This is a messenger RNA of Vigna unguiculata (cowpea), 1528 nucleotides long. RefSeq lists its product as uncharacterized. The record is from RefSeq and is a predicted model, not a curated record. Lineage: Eukaryota; Viridiplantae; Streptophyta; Magnoliopsida; Fabales; Fabaceae.
ACUGUCAUCUUAUUCUAAAUUAUUGGUGCUCUAACUUUUAGAUCAUUUUUGUAAAAAUCAAUAAAACGUAAUUUUUGAUUGGAUGAUAAUUUAAAUUAUUUUACUCGGUUAGUCAACUCUAUCCUAGUUAGAAAAGUGUUGUUAUUGUACAUUUAUGCAGCAAAGUAAAUAAAUAAAUUUGUGUAGACUUAACUCAAGUUAUUAGCUUUGCAGUGUUAUUGAUUUUGUAGUGACAGAAUAGGACUGACAGCAAACAACACUAACUACCCUAUCAAUGUUUUGUUUCAACCAACAGCCUCAAGUCAUGCUCGUUACAAGGUUCUUUUCUCACUCCGAAGAGAACUUGACCAGAAAGAAAAAAGUCAAGAGCUCAAUGCACAGUAAGAGAAAAUAAAAUAAUUGCUUCUUUCGGGUAAAGUCAUUUAUUCAACUUGGAUUGAAUCAAAAGCAACUCGCCCUCGCAAUAAAGGUGAGGAGGCAUCAUCAUAUGAGACCUCAUCAUGAAUCUUUGAAUGAGUACUACUGUUGUCAAAUGCCAACAGCAUAUUUUUCUUUCCAACCAAACAAAAGGAAAAGCUAUUCUAGCAAUUUUUAAAUAAUUUUUGUCAGUGCCAAUGAACUUUUCCACUGUCUUCUUGUUGAAUCUUGGCUUCCAAGGACCCUAUCACUUCCUUGAUGCAAGGGCUAAACAAUAUUCUGUCCCUGUGAGGAGUCUAAAGUGCAAGGUUACUACAGAUUCUUUCCACAGCCUCAGAAUUGAGAAAGUUUGCAAAGUAACUAAACUUUAUCAGAAAAAGCAUAAUUUGUCGGGAGGUUAUAUAUAUUAUAUACAUAGCAAAGUUUCUAUUGCAGAAAAACAUAUAUUUUGUUUGGAAGUUGGUGAUCAAGAAGAAGCAGCAGUGAUGGGAAAAGUGCAGGGUUUUAGCCUUCUAUCUUUGGGUGGGUGCUUUGAUGGUUGUAGAGAUCACACUCAAGGUUCUGGAUAUGGGACAAGGAUAUGGAACCUCAGUGAUCGACCAGUGGAGCUCCAAAUAAGGGUGGGAUCAAUACUGAAAAAGAUUCACACUUUGAAGCCAGGGUCUUCAAAAAGACUGAAAUGUAAAAGCAUAUAUAAGGCUUACAUGCCUGGAAGUGGAAGAAGUGGCAGUGUUGGAGGAAGCUUGAAGAGUUUAUUGUAUUACUAUGAUGAAACAUGUCACCCUUAUAUUUGGAUUCAUGACACAGGGUGUCAUUCCUUAAGGAUGGCUAAACAGCAGUAUAUUAGCCUCGAGGAUCUCAGAGAUUCUUCUGAAAUCAAAGUCUUCUGGGAUCAUCAGAAAGGCUCUAUAUCAGUUCGGAAGAGAACAAGGCCAGAUUUCUGCUGAAUUUUAAUUUCAUUCUUCUCGCCAUAUUUUUCAACUUUGUUUCUCAUGUUUUUUUUUUUAUUUCACGUUGGGUUUCAAACCCCCCUUGUUGUGUGAUUCAAUGUUUCAUGAUCACGUCUUUAAUUAGUGUAUUGAUAACAUAAGAAUGCAGUUCUUUCUUCUGU